This is a messenger RNA of Ceratina calcarata, 4070 nucleotides long. RefSeq names its product transmembrane protein 62. Gene Ontology annotation, molecular function: hydrolase activity. NCBI's taxonomy places the organism in Eukaryota, Metazoa, Arthropoda, Insecta, Hymenoptera, Apidae. The transcript has 13 exons. The coding region runs from base 465 to 2444 and encodes 659 amino acids. The record is from RefSeq and is a predicted model, not a curated record.
AUGAGUGUUGGGAUUUGAAAAUGCGUUUAUGUCGAGGAGUUAAAAGCGAAAUUAAAGCGAGAAUGCAAUAGGAAAGGUACGAUCAUUGUGCGAAUCGUGCGAAUGUAAUAUGAAUUCUAUGGUGUCAAUACUGUCACGCUUGUCGUGUGCCUGUGCCGGUCAUGCGCGGAAUGCGAGUGGAUCGUUUUUUUUCGGGGUGCUCUGCUGUACGAUCAUGCUAAUUAUGGUCUUCGAAUUCUGAUACAUAAUCGUCGAUCAACGAAAAUUGUGGAACUAUGAGAGACUGGAAUCUGGAUUCUUUUUUUUAUCUUUUAAAACGGUGUCACUCCGGACGUCACGUCCACUGCAAGCUAUAACCUAUGACGUAAAUGUAAACAUCGAAGGUGCACGCACGGAAGGUGGCCGUCGGCUUUAAUAAAGAAACUGCACGUGAAAAUAAAAUAGUUAAAGACAACUCUUUGGAAAUGAAAAUAACAAAAUCUACCGUCGUUCUGCUGCUCUUCGUGCUAAUGUUGUCGAUAUUUGUGGCGAAUGUCGCCGAUUUGAUCAACAUCGAUGAUCAUGUGUUCGACGAUACCGUUCAUGACACCGGGAAGGAGUCGUUAAAGCCGAAAUUUUAUAACAUCGGUGCAUCGUUUGAUCACCUAAUUUGGUUUUUACAGAUAACGGACAUACAUAUAAGUAUAUUUCAAGAUCCAUUUAGAAUAAUGGAAUUAAAAGAAUUUUGCAAUAUUACUGUGGAUAGCAUUAAACCUUCUGUUGUACUAGCCUCAGGUGACCUGACAGAUGCAAAAUCCAAAGAUAAGAUGGGAUCAAAGCAGAUAUUAGAAGAAUGGCAAUACUACAAAAGUGUUUUAGAUGACACUGAAGUUAGUAAAAAAACUUUAUGGUUAGACGUGAGGGGCAAUCAUGAUAAUUUUAACGUAUUAACUUCUGAAUCAAAAAAUAAUUAUUAUUCAAACUAUUCGAUUCAAGGAAAGAAGAACCCCAGGUCUUAUAUGUAUACUAUAAAUAUUGGUUCAGAGUCGUACACGUUUAUUGCGAUAGACGCUUGCUUGAAACCUGGACCGAGAAGACCAUUUAAUUUCGUUGGCAUGUUAGAUGAGCAUGAAGUUAAAACCAUAAAUACUUUAGUGAAUAGAUCACAAGAAAAUAAUGCAGACUUUAUAAUAUGGUUUGGCCAUUAUCCCACGUCCUGUAUACUGUCGCAAACUAAUACAAGCAUUAGAACUAUUAUAGGGAGAAAUAAGGAAAGCAUGGUGUACCUUUGUGGACAUUACCACAUGCUUGGUGGAGCGGUACCUAAUAUGUACACGUUACAACAUGCGGGUUUCCUUGAAUUGGAAUUAGCAGAUUGGAAAGAUAAUAGAAUGUAUCGCGUAGCAGCAGUGGAUCACGGCCAAUUCUCGUUCAUCGAUGUCAAGCACAAGGAAUGGCCGGUUGUAUUAAUUACUAAUCCUAAACACGCUUUAUACGCCAUGCCCAGAAAAGAGAACAUAAUGUCUAGUAUUAAAUCCACUCACAUACGGAUAUUAGCGUUUUCUAUAGCGUUAAUAAGGAUUGUCGAAGUGCAGUUAGACAGUGAGGCUUGGCUUGAAUGCGAGCACGUUAAAGGACCUCUUUACGUUUUAAGAUGGGACACGAUAAACUACACAGAAGGGAUACAUAAUAUUCGAGUAAGAGUUUCAGACGUUGACGGAAGAGAAACUGUGGUGUCCCAACCAUUCGCAUUAGAUGGUUCUCGUUUGUCAUUUCGUAUUUUGCCCAGAUUUGUACUUAUGUCUAACGUCAGUACUAUCUUUCAAUUCUUAUUCGGGACAGUACUAGCAUUAUUAGUGAUCCCACUGUGUUUACUUCGUUUACUUCACAUAUUGUGCGAAAAGAAGCAAAUGCAUCGGCCGAGGUUCAGAAUAAAAUUCUUUCACUCCUGGCUUCGAAAAUUAUGGAUAUUGUCUACCGUCGACCGUUUGUUCUUUCCAUUAGUACUUUACACACUGUAUUUAAUAGUUGGUCCAUGGGCGAUCGGUGAAGUGAUUGAAAAUCAAACGGGUGUGAUCUUUGCCUGGGGAACGUUUAUCGGGAAUUCUUUCUUACCUGGUGCCUUCACUUAUGCUUAUGGAUUUUUCCAAUUAUUUUCCUUCCACAUACCGUUAAUGCUUAUUUUAGCUAACAGAGUCGACAAGCGAUUACAUAAUACCAAAUCGAAUGAUAAACCAUCGUCUAAGAUCUGUUUUUUCCUGCAAUACGUACCGAUAACAUUAUUAGUUGCCAUGCAGACGUGCAUGGCUUACUUCUUUUGGCUGGCAUAUGGAACAUUGGCUUUUAUAUUGUGUCCAUUACGCACCUGGAGCAUUUUCUUAGCACUCAUGUUGUGGCAUCAAGUAGAUACAAUGCCACACUCAUGUCUUACAUCUGCUGCGAAAGUUUGGGCUCCCCUUGGUUAAAUUAUACGAGGUAUAGUAAUGUACUGAGAAAGCAUACUAAAUUACUAUUAUUUAUUUCAGUGAAAGAUAGUGCCUAGUUAAAGAAUUCAUACGUCUUUGCAUAUAAUUUGCGAUAUACAUGUACAUAUAUUUAUUUUUCUUAACGCAUUUAUUCUAACUUCAUUGAGUAAGCUAUUAUAAAUUCACCCAUAUCCGGUUAACAUGGUCAUCGUUUGGUUCGAAACGUUGAUUACAUGAUGCGUACAACGGAAUAAUAAUUUUUAUAAAUCGAAAAUGCCUGCUUAUGGCUACGUGCAUAUUACAAGUUGAUGAGUUCCUUUAAAAGUGCCACAUAUGUUCAUAAUUUUGUGAUUCAAAGGAAUUAUGGCGAAGACUGGUAAUAUUUACUUAUCGCACGAUUUAAAGCAAAUAAUAUUAAUCGAUUUUAGCUUCCAGGCUAAACACGUUUUGAAACUCCUUAAAGCUUCAGUAAUUUGUAUUACUUUAGUUUUCUAAUUCUAGGUAAAAACAAUUUUUCAUUGUGACUAGCGAUGCUUCCACAUUGUUUUUCACUUAUCUAGAAACAUUGUAAAGUAAACUGUGUGCGGCGCAUUAAUGUGAAAUAGAAUGAUAGCUUUAUUAUUGUGUUUAGAUCGCGUUACAGGUAGUACAUUUUAACUAAGAAUUAGAUUCUUAUGUAUUUAUACGCGAAGAUGGGAAACGCAAUAAGAUAAAGUAUAUAAAACAACAGUUAACAUAUAAUGUAAUAAAGAAUGUUUUCCUUAAUUUCGAAAACAAAUUUUUACUAAGAAUAAUCUCGUAUAUAUUUUUAAAAGAAAAUUAAAUACUAGGUUUAUACGUCUCUAAAUUGAAACCAUUCAGCUACGUUUCAUCUCUGUGAUAAAAAAAUAAAUUAUGAUAUUUAAAAAGUAAUAAUCUAAUGAAAUUAAGAAUUUUACUAGUUUUAAUCUUGUCAGAUAUUCUAUUAGGCUCUCGAUUAGGCUCAAUUUCUAAAUGUUUGUAACGCCUUUACGUUCUGUUUGUAAUGUUCUAAUUACGUUUUAUGAGAGUAGAUGAGGAAACGACAAGACGGAUUAAAAAGAUUCUCAAAGUACGGAACAGUAUUUCCUUAGACAAUAGAUGCUACUCUGCUGUCCUAUAUUUUUCUACUCAUCGUUGUCAAACGUGAUCUCACAACAGAACUGUAAAUGUGAUCUCAAUUAGUCCGAUGAUUCCCAAUCAAUUAUUAAUGCACGUGUGUUAGCGAUUACUCUUCCAUACGUAAUGUAUUUUCUGAAAGUAUAAAUAAUUGUUUUCUCGCUUCCUUUUUUUACACGUAUUUCGAAACGGUUUUUAAAGUCGCUCCGAUUUUUACGAAAUUCUGAUAAUCACUGGGAAUCAUUAGCGUAACGAAAUAAUUUACUUUACAAGAUGUAAGUAUGUAAUGUAUUUUGUAAAUGUAAUUUGUAAACCAUUAUAAGGGAAACGAGAAAUGAUAUUAUUUUCAAAUGUCUAACAUUUAGUGUCAAACGUACUCCCGAUUACACGAUUGAUAAAAUUAUUCUACACGUGUACGAUUGCAUCUAAUAAAGAAUAUGCAAAACGAUAAUACAUGUAAAUGUUAAUAAAUGUUAUAUAUAGCUUCAA